Messenger RNA from Nerophis lumbriciformis (worm pipefish), 1176 nucleotides. The record is from RefSeq and is a predicted model, not a curated record. NCBI's taxonomy places the organism in Eukaryota, Metazoa, Chordata, Actinopteri, Syngnathiformes, Syngnathidae.
AUGGCGCAAAGGUACGAAGACUUGCCCCACUACGGGAUGGACGGGGUGGGCAUCCCGACCACCAUGUACGGAGACCCGCACGGCGCGCGCUCCAUGCAGGCCGUGCAUCUUAACCACGGGCCCCAGCUGCACUCGCACCAGUACCCGCACACGGCGCACACCAACACCAUGCCUCCCAGCAUGGGCUCGUCGGUCAACGACGCGCUCAAGAGGGACAAGGACGCCAUAUACGGACACCCCCUGUUCCCACUGCUUGCACUGAUUUUCGAGAAAUGUGAAUUAGCGACGUGCACCCCUAGAGAGCCCGGCGUGGCGGGAGGGGACGUGUGCUCGUCGGAGUCUUUCAACGAAGACAUCGCUGUGUUUGCCAAACAGAUUCGCGCAGAAAAACCUUUAUUUUCAUCAAAUCCAGAAUUGGAUAAUCUGAUGAUUCAAGCCAUUCAGGUGUUACGGUUUCAUCUGCUGGAGCUGGAAAAGGUCCACGAGUUGUGCGACAACUUCUGCCACCGCUACAUCAGCUGCUUGAAGGGCAAAAUGCCCAUCGACCUGGUCAUCGACGAUCGCGAGGGGGGCUCGAAGUCGGACAGCGAAGAGAUCACGCGCUCCUCGGUGGCCCUCGACCAGAUGUCACCUACGUCCUGGAACCGGGACCACGACGACACGGCGUCCACGCGUUCGGGGGGCACGCCGGGCCCGUCCAGCGGCGGCCACACGUCGCACAGCGGCGACAACAGCAGCGAGCAAGGCGACGGCUUGGACAACAGCGUGGCCUCGCCGAGCACGGGCGACGACGACGAUCCGGAUAAGGAAAAGAAGCGCAACAAGAAGAGGGGCAUCUUCCCCAAGGUGGCCACCAACAUCAUGAGGGCGUGGCUCUUCCAGCAUCUAACGCAUCCGUACCCAUCAGAGGAACAGAAAAAGCAACUGGCACAAGACACGGGCCUCACCAUCCUACAAGUCAACAACUGGUUCAUCAACGCUAGGAGGAGAAUAGUGCAGCCCAUGAUCGACCAGUCCAACCGUGCAGUAAGUCAAGGAGCUCCCUAUAAUCCAGAUGGUCAGCCGAUGGGGGGCUUCGUCAUGGACGGCCAACAGCACAUGGGAAUCAGACCACCUGGACCAAUGGGCGGAAUGGGAAUGAACAUGGGCAUGGAAGGUCAGUGGCACUAUAUGUAG